Thelazia callipaeda (thelaziosis nematode) is the source of this 585-nucleotide messenger RNA. The record is from the annotation of a GenBank genome assembly. NCBI's taxonomy places the organism in Eukaryota, Metazoa, Nematoda, Chromadorea, Rhabditida, Thelaziidae.
GGUCAAUAUGAAACAAAUCAAUUGUGGCAUAUGAAACGAAUUAGUUGUGGCAUGUGUCAGUUUAUGUACGGUCGGUCGUGUAUUCUGGUGUUUCUAAUACGGAAAAGCGAAAUGAGCGAAGCUCUUCAACGGCCUCAAUGCUCCAUUUGCUUGGAGUGGAUUAAACUGAGUGAAACUUCUGCACUCAGCUGUGGCCAUCUGUUUCACUCGUGCUGUAUUGUUAGCUGGAUUAAGACUUGGGGUAACUGUCCUGUAUGUCGAAAAGAUAUUAUAAAUGAGGAUCAAAUUAUUCGACAGUUAUUCUUUCAAGUGGACGAUCGCGAUUUCAGUGAUCAGGAUCGUCAUAUCUAUGCUUUACGAACUAAGCUUAAGAAUGUUUUGGAAGAACUCAAAACGUAUAAUAAUAGGAAUACGACUUUGAAGGCCGUUUAUAAAAAGCAAGGUGUUCGUUAUAAUCGACUUAAACGUAAAUUACGUAAAUGGAGGAAAGCCGCUAUUUUGAUGAAACCACAAAUCGAGCGUUUGGAAAUGAAAAAUUUGCUAAGCAUGCUUGAGUUCAACGUACUAGAUCUCAUACUUGGAUAA